Molecule: messenger RNA, 2867 nt
Organism: Sphaeramia orbicularis (orbiculate cardinalfish)
Lineage: Eukaryota; Metazoa; Chordata; Actinopteri; Kurtiformes; Apogonidae
Product: inositol hexakisphosphate kinase 2
Exons: 5
Coding region: 387-1772 (461 amino acids)
Biological process (GO): phosphatidylinositol phosphate biosynthetic process; inositol phosphate biosynthetic process
Cellular component (GO): nucleus; cytoplasm
Molecular function (GO): inositol hexakisphosphate kinase activity
Source: RefSeq, a predicted model, not a curated record
AUCAGCUCAGUCGUCAGUUUCGGUAACGGCAGGAUUAAGUAAACGACACAAUCACACGCUGUUUAAAACGUUUUUAGCAGCUUUUACAGCUGCAUAAGACAGCAUUUAUUAAACAUACAAACACGGAGAGUAUCUCACUCAGCUGAGGAUUUUUGUAAAUUGUCUUUGGCCGAGGAAAAUUAAAGGGAAUCGAGGAUUUGGUCGCUGCCUCUGCCCUUCCUGUUCAGGCCUUUGUUUUUCAUUGCUGCGCUCGAGUAGGCGAACACCAGCGCCCCCUGCGAGCCAACAGGGAAGAGCCGAGGAUAGGGAGCCACACAAGCGGCCGAGCCUCCUGCCUCCCGUACGACGUGGGUCCCCACAGCUCAGCUGUCCGAUGCGGAGUGAGGAUGAGUCCCGCUCUGGAAGCGCUCAUGCAGGCGGACGGAACUCCUUAUCCUCCCAAAGGGGUGAUGCUUGAACCCUUCGUGCACCAGGUGGGAGGCCACUCCUGUGUGCUGCGAUUUGGGGAACAAACCAUCUGCAAGCCCCUCAUCCCACGGGAGCACCAAUUUUACAAGAGCCUCCCACCAGAGAUGAGGAAGUUCACCCCUCAGUAUAAAGGUGUGGUGUCAGUUAGCUUUGAAGAGGAUGAGGAAGGGAACCUGUGCCUCAUCGCCUACCCCCUCCAUAGUGAAUCAGGGGACAUAGAAAACAAAGAUCCUUCAUCAGAUUGUGAGCCCAAGACCAAGAUGCUGAAGUGGAGCAACAAGAAACAGGCUACACUGCUUCUGGACAACGACAACUACAGCAAAGACAGAACUCGACACACCCGUAAAGAAGACAAGAUCCUGAGUUAUAAUCGUGAUGAUGUGCAGCAACAGCAGCAGGCAGAGGUUCUUUACUUCAGCCUGGAGAAGGGCAACGUGGUGCCACAGAUCAAACACAAUCCCUGGAGUCUCAAAUGUCACCAACAGCACUUACAAAGGAUGAAGGAGAAUGCAAAGCACCGCAACCAAUACAAAUUUAUCCUUUUGGAAAACUUAACAUGGUGCUAUAGAGUACCAUGUGUCUUAGACUUGAAGAUGGGAACUCGCCAACAUGGUGAUGAUGCAUCAGAGGAGAAGAAAGCCAAUCAGAUUCGCAAGUGUCAGCAGAGCACUUCUGCCUCUAUUGGAGUGCGACUUUGUGGCAUGCAGGUUUACCAGUCAGACUCAGGGCAGCUCAUGUUCAUGAAUAAGUACCACGGCCGUAAGCUGACCCUGGCCGGCUUCAAAGAGGCCCUCUACCAGUUCUUUCACAACGGACGCCGCCUUCGUCGGGAGCUGCUGUCACCGGUGCUGCGCAGACUCCGGGAGAUGCAAGCUGCCCUGGAAGCCUGUGAGUCCUACCGCUUCUACUCCAGCUCCUUACUCAUUAUCUACGACGGAGACCCCCCCAGGACUCCCACUAGACCCAGACACCGUGGUGGGGAAGAGGGUGAUGAGGAUGAGCCAUCAGAUGAGGAGGAGGAGGAGGAGGAAGGGGCCUUUGGUUUCUCUCGUUCCUCCUCAGCAAGUAGCAGCUCUAGUGUGGCCGGGGGGAGUAGUAACAGUGGCAGCAGUCGCUCAUCCCAUAGCGUGGGAGAGGCCAGCAGCCCAGAAGUGGAUGUGCGAAUGAUUGACUUUGCACAUACCACCUGUCGGCACUAUGGAGAAGAUAGUGUGGUGCAUGAGGGCCAGGACAGUGGUUUCAUCUUUGGCCUCCAGAACCUGAUCACCAUCAUCUCCCAGCUGGAGGAUCACAGUACUGAGUGAAGCUGCACUAGAGCCAGUAUGGUCUGAAUUUCAACCCUGGGAAAAGCUCACUGAGCUACAACCCUGUUACUCCAAGGUGCAUCGUCCUUAUGCCUAUGUGGUCGUCUGACCCUCCUCUGCUCGGGGGAUCCUCAGACACCUCUGUGUCAGGGAAGAGCCUGUGUGGUCGUGGUUUCACUCUCCCUAAUAUGCCAGAGGACAGGGCUGCCUGAGCCCUAAUUGCACUUUUGUCUUUCUGAGACUACUCCUUUUCUUUAUUAGGAGGAAUGUUGUAUGAGACAGAGGUCUCUCAACUAACACAGGGACUCCUGCAGUAUCCUAGGACUCCUCUCUGCCUCUGGUACACACAAGUUUCUUUAUUUAAAUUCUCUCUGAGAGAGAAAGAGCGAGGCAGAGGAAAUUAAAGCUCAAUGUAGUUCUAGGAUCCCAAUGUGGUGCUUUACCUGUGAAAUGACGCAAGUGUUUUUUGUUUUCUUUUUGGAUGAAGUUUGGACUGCUAGUCCCCAACAGCACAGUAUCAGUGGGGAAAUGACUGUAAAAGCUGACCUUGGCUGGCUAGGUCAGCAGCCUUGUAGCAAUUGACAAGUUAAGCUUCAAAUAAGGACAUUUUAUGUUUUUAUAUUGGUGUCUGUUUAGACCCUUGCAACAAACAUGGUUUCUAUGUCCACCAGGCACUUGGAUUUACAUUUUUUGGUGGAACAACAAGACUCUUUAGGUAUAGAAGAAGGGAUUUGCCUUUUUUCAACAGUUGCUCUACCCUAUACCUUUUUUUGCCUAUAAACUUUUUAAGGGGAUUGCAAGGGGUUAAUAUCUUUGUUUCGUCAUUGUCUCUGUUUUUGUCUGAUUUUCAUUCCCAAAAAAGAGAAUAUAUUGUUAAAAACACUAGCUACAAAGACUAUAUAGAGACUAUUUAUUUGAAAGGAUUGUUUAAAAAUAAUGAAAAAAAAUGGAAACAGCUACAUUCCAUAUUACCACUCAAAUGUUCUGUUCUGAUAUCAAUUUUGAUUUAUUUUGUUAUUGCAAGAGCCAAUAGCUCUCUUGUGUACCUGUGUGUUAAGUGUCUUGAAAAUAAAGGCAUUCAUUUGUGGUAAAACA